GAUAGGGCCCAUGUGUUUUUUUAAACUCCAAACAGAGGAAUGAGAACAGACUGAACCUGAACGAUGCUCAAAUUUACACAUCAUUAAUUCAAUUAAUCGCUAUCUUUCUGUUUGAAUUCUCUCCCCCUCCCUCCCUUUGCACUACUUUUCGAUGUCUUUGCAGCCAAAUGACACAGAUUGCUCCAGUUCAGACGGUGUUUGUCCUCUUCGCUGUGACAGUUUUGAUAUUGAGUGCUACGUGAUUGACAAUAAUGGCUUUGUCUUAAUUUCGAAACAACGCAGUGAUGCUGGAAGAUUCUUUGGUGAAAUUGAUGGAUCAGUGAUGACAACACUGAUAAGAAUGGGAAUGUUCAAAAGGGUGUCCUUGUUCGACUACCAGGCCAUGUGUAAGAUCAACACGCACUCCGUCAGCAGUGCACAAUCAUUUUUCAGCCCAUUUCGUGGUUUAGCUUCAGCCCUCAAAUGGUUCCUCUCCAACUUCCUAUUGUUUCUCCUGGAGUUUAAUAUCUGUGGCUUUUGGGACACGGAGCAUUUUGCAGAUGCAAAGGCAUCUUUCAGUGUGUCCUCAGCACACAAGAAAAAAGGUGACAUCCUGCAGCCGUGUGACACGGAGUACCCCAGCUUUGUCUAUGAGCCGUCAGUCAAGGAGACCAACAGCAUUAUCAGAUGUGGACGCUGCCAGAAGAUGUUUGUGGUGCAGCAGGUACCUGAGAGCAACCUGCUGAUGCUGGUGGUGCAGGCAGACUGCGACUGCUCCCGACAGUACCCACCCAUCACCCUGGAGCCUGAAGAGGUGCGAUAUAACGCCUCAGUGAAGUGUGACAGGAUGCGGUCACAGAAGAUUCGCCGGCGCCCUGAAUCUUGCCAUGCCUAUCACCCUCAGGAGAACGCCGAUGACUGCGGAGGAGUGGACAUCAUAUCGCUGUCGGCCUCACUGCUCCUUGCUUCCCUCUCCUUCUCUGUACUCGUCUCCUGAUGUUGGACAACUUUGCUGUUUCACGCAUUUGCAUGCGAAGCAGUAAAGAUGAAACAAAACGACAAAAUCUGGAGACUAGUCUGGACAAUGAUCACCACAACUGGAUUUAAAAAAACAACAAAAAGUUGUGGUUUAACACAUUUGAAAACAUUUUGAUGGAUAUUCGAUGUGGAAAUGAAAUCUGAGCUGAGAGCUGCAAAAAGCAUGAUAAUGAACCUUUUCAUGCAUGAAAACUAUCUCAUACUGCUUUUCCAUUUUGCAUCUCAGAAUGAGGGGAACUAAACGAUACAUUUGUACACUGAGAUUUUGCAACUGCAUAAUGAGAAAAAUGCAACUGCAAGCAUGUGCACAUCCAGUACAUU
Messenger RNA from Thalassophryne amazonica, 1338 nucleotides. RefSeq names its product voltage-dependent calcium channel subunit alpha-2/delta-4-like. Lineage: Eukaryota; Metazoa; Chordata; Actinopteri; Batrachoidiformes; Batrachoididae. Gene Ontology annotation, molecular function: voltage-gated calcium channel activity. The coding region runs from base 152 to 976 and encodes 274 amino acids. The record is from RefSeq and is a predicted model, not a curated record. Gene Ontology annotation, cellular component: voltage-gated calcium channel complex. The transcript is spliced from 12 exons.